CCGGCCCCUCAGCCCGCGGCCUGCGCACGGCCGCGCCCCGCCGCGCCUUCGCCAAGGAGCUGUUCCUCGGCACCCUGCGCAAGGAAGAAGUUUUUCCUUACCCAGAAAUUAGCAAUGAAGAACUGGCAGAAAUCAACCAGUUUGUGGGGCCUGUUGAAAAGUUCUUCAAUGAGGAAGUGGACUCGAAGAAAAUUGAUCAAGAUGCAAAAAUCCCACCUGAAACCUUACAAGGACUGAAGGACCUGGGUCUGUUUGGCAUGCAGAUUCCAGAGGAAUAUGGUGGGCUGGGCCUGUCAAACACCAUGUAUGCACGGCUGGGAGAAAUCACCUCCCUGGAUGGCUCCAUUGCAGUGACCCUGGCAGCUCAUCAGGCCAUUGGGCUGAAGGGGAUCCUCAUAGCUGGCACCGAGGAGCAGAAGGCCAAGUACCUGCCCCGCCUGGCCUCGGGGGAGCACAUUGCUGCCUUCUGCCUCACCGAGCCUGGCAGUGGGAGUGAUGCUGCAUCCAUCCAGACAAGAGCAACCCUGAGUGAAGAUGGGAAACACUUCCUGUUAAAUGGCUCCAAGGUCUGGAUCUCCAAUGGUGGCCUGGCCAGUAUUUUCACAGUGUUUGCCAGGACAGAGGUUGUGGACAAGGACGGGCAGGUGAAGGAUAAAAUCACAGCUUUCAUCGUGGAGCGGGACUUCGGCGGCGUCAGCCACGGCAAGCCCGAGGAUAAACUGGGCAUUCGAGGCUCCAACACCUGUGAAGUGCAUUUUGAAAACACCAAAGUGCCUAUAGAGAAUGUCAUUGGAGAAGUUGGAGGGGGAUUUAAGGUUGCCAUGAAUAUCCUCAACAGUGGAAGAUUUAGCAUGGGCAGUGCAUCUGCUGGAAUGAUUAAGAAGUUGAUAGAGCUGACAUCAGAGUAUGCUUGCACCAGGAAACAAUUCAAUAAGAAACUCAGCCAGUUUGGAUUAAUUCAGGAGAAGUUUUGUUUGAUGGCUGUGAAAGCCUACGUGAUGGAGAGCAUGGCUUACCUGACUGCAGGCAUGAUGGACAGGCCAGGCCUCCCUGACUGCUCCGUGGAGGCUGCCAUGGUCAAGGUGUUCAGCUCUGAGGGUGCCUGGGCCUGUGUGAGCGAGGCUCUGCAGAUCCUUGGGGGCCUUGGCUACAUGAAGGAUUAUCCCUACGAGCGCUACCUCAGGGACACCAGGAUCCUGCUCAUCUUUGAGGGAACCAAUGAAAUCCUGAGAAUGUACAUUGCACUGACAGGCAUGCAGCAUGCAGGGAAGAUCUUAACUGACAAAAUUAAAGCAAUCAAGAAAGGAAACGUGGGAGUGGCGCUGGGGGAGUUCAUGACCAGGUUGCAGGACAACCUGGGCAGGAAGGUGGAUCUGGGGCUUGUAGGUCACCAUGGGGUGGUGCACCCCAGCCUCCAGGAGAAUGCCAAGAAACUUGAAGAAAACGUUCAUUAUUUUGGAACUACAGUCAGGGGCCUGCUAAGUAGGUUUGGCAAGACAAUAGUGGAGGAGCAGCUGGUGCUGAAGAGAGUGGCAGAUGUGGUGAUUAAUUUGUAUGCAAUGACUGCAGCCAUCUCCCGGGCCAGCCGCUCCAUCAGCAUCGGGCUCAGGAACCACGACCACGAGGUGCUUCUUACAAAUAUCUUCUGCACAGAAGCGUAUUUCAAGAAUAAUUAUGCCAUGGCUCAAUUAGAAAAAUAUGCAGAUGAAAAUCUGGAUGAUUCCAUUAAGAAAGCUGCAAAGCAGAUCCUGGAGAAGAGGGCAUAUAUCUGCUCCCACCCUCUGGACAGGACCUUCUGAUCCCUCCCUGACAGCAGGCACUCAUCACUGUCAGUCAGGGAGGGAUUUGCUGCAGUUGCAGAAUUUGACACAUUAAAACCAUGUUUUCAAUGUCUUUACUAAAUGUAACUUGUAUAAAAUAAAACUUCUUUCUAACCACUA
Melospiza melodia melodia is the source of this 1940-nucleotide messenger RNA. It is a transcript of the gene ACAD9, whose product is annotated as acyl-CoA dehydrogenase family member 9. The record is from RefSeq and is a predicted model, not a curated record. Gene Ontology annotation, molecular function: flavin adenine dinucleotide binding; acyl-CoA dehydrogenase activity. The transcript has 18 exons. Bases 258 to 1799 code for a protein of 513 amino acids. NCBI's taxonomy places the organism in Eukaryota, Metazoa, Chordata, Aves, Passeriformes, Passerellidae.